This is a messenger RNA of Paramecium sonneborni, 365 nucleotides long. Lineage: Eukaryota; Ciliophora; Oligohymenophorea; Peniculida; Parameciidae. The record is from the annotation of a GenBank genome assembly.
AAACAAUAGAGAGGAAAUCAAAUAUCAUGUAUGAUAUAUAUCAGUGAAAUUUAGAAUCUCUAUUUUCCUUCUAAUAAAGUUCAUUGUGGUAAUUGUGAGAAAGAUAUCUCUAAAUAAGCAAGAAUUCUUUGUGUUGAAUGUCCAAAUUCAAUAGAUAUUUGUAUGAAUUGCUUUUUAAAUUUACAAGAAUUUGGUACAUAUGUAUUUAAAUAUAAUUUUAGCAUAACACAAUAUUGGGCAUCCUUAUGCAAUUAUCAAUAAAUUAAAUUUUCCAACAUUUGUUGAAGAUUGGACUGCAGAGGAAGAACUGUUAUUAUUAGAAGGUUUAGAAAAGAAAGGUUUUGGAAAUUGGUAAGAUAUAGCAG